Molecule: messenger RNA, 601 nt
Organism: Humulus lupulus (European hop)
Lineage: Eukaryota; Viridiplantae; Streptophyta; Magnoliopsida; Rosales; Cannabaceae
Product: small ribosomal subunit protein bTHXc
Exons: 3
Coding region: 72-434 (120 amino acids)
Biological process (GO): plastid translation
Cellular component (GO): plastid; ribosome
Source: RefSeq, a predicted model, not a curated record
GCAGCCAGCGAAACGUUCGCAGAAACUUUCCCCCUAAAAUCUUAUCCACUCUAGAGCUCCGAGCUCCAGCCAUGGCGUCGCUCUUACUGGGAGCUCUUCCAAUCCCCUCUCAGUCCCUCGGUCUCACCAACUCUCGAAUUUCAUUCUCUCAAUCCGAGUCCCUAGCCACGUCGCUUCCUUCGGCCAAUGCUCGGAUUUCACUCUCCGCCAUCACAACUCCUCCACCAGUCCCUUCAGUGUAUUGUGGUAGAGGAGAUAAGAAAACCGAAAGAGGAAAGCGUUUCAAUCACUCUUAUGGCAAUGCGAGGCCUCGGAACAAGAACAAAGGCAGAGGACCACCGAGGGUGCCGGUUCCUCAAGCUCCGCCAAAGAUAGAUAAGUUUGAUAAUGAUGAGAAAAUCAAGAUUGAUAUCGAUGAGUCCUUUGAUGGUUAAUUAAUUUCACAAAAGAAAAAACCUUUUCCAAUUCCCUUUUCUUCUGUAAUAUUUUGACUAUUGAGUUUAGUUGCUUUGUCUUUGUAAGAUUUUACAUACUCUCAAUUUCAUGUUUGUAAUUUAUUUCUUAGCUCUUAUCAUUUUUUUAAUGAAUUGGGUUUUGGAAA